UAAAUUUCCAAUGUAUAUAUGUAUAUAUAUAUACUGAUUGAUUGGCAGAUAAACAAAGAUGCGGUCUUCGGUACGAAGAGUUUGAAUGAACGAAAGAAGAAAAAGUAAAAAAAAAACCGACUCGGCGGAAAACAAUAAUUAUUGAAAAAAAAAAUGAUAAUAAACAACAACAAUGACAAGAUGAAUCAGAUAAAAGUAAUAACUAUAAUUAUAAUGUUUUGUCUGUAGAAAUUCUUUGGAAACAAUUUCCCUUUCAUGACAAGGUAAAAAUAUAUUAAAUAACAACAAAAUAGAAUAAAUGGAAAACCACCGAACAUUACCAAGAUGAGAAAAAAUAAUGUAAAGAAGACCAAAAGACAGUUAAGUCAACCUUUAAUCGAAUAACUAAUUAAUAAUCGAAGAAAAAGGAAAAAAAGGAAAAGGUUCGACUACAAAUUGUCUUUUGGAGAACACCAGGAGUAUUUUUUUACUUGUUUAAAUAUUUAUUAUGGAUGAUUACGUAGGAGAACAGGCAAUUCGAACCAUGUUUCAUACGGAGCCUUAUCAAAGUACUUCACAAUGAGGAGGUGAAGAAAAAAACGGCUUGUAAUUGUAAUAGUCGUGAACCCAGAAAAGGGUCGUUACAGUUUUUUUUUCCUUUUUUUUUCGUGUUUUUUUUUUUUUACUUACAAGCCGGUUUUCGUUUGAAGCUGUUUAAAAGAUGAGGGAUUUAACAAUCGGAGAAGCCUUUCACAUAGAGCAGACAGACUGUGGUCUCUGGACUUAAAAAACCCGGAUGAAGAGAACAACCAGUUGGAUGCUGGUAGUGGCUCUCUUCGAAUGUACAAGCGGUCAGAUCGUGUUAUCAUCAACGUAAGCGGGCUAAGGUUCGAAACACAAACACGAACUCUUAGUCAGUUUCCGGAUACGCUGUUAGGUAACCCUAAGAAGCGGAACCGCUAUUACGACCCUUACCGCAAUGAAUAUUUCUUCGAUAGAAAUCGUCCCAGUUUUGAUGCCAUCCUGUAUUUCUACCACAGUGGAGGUCGUCUUCGAAGACCUUCUAAUGUUCCAUUGGAUAUAUUCCUGGAGGAGAUUAAGUUUUUCGAACUCGGCGAAGAGGUCAUUGAAAAAUACCGUGCAGAAGAGGGAUUUAUCAAAGAAGAAGAAAAACCUCUUCCCGAGAACGAAUUCCAGCGACGUGUGUGGCUACUGGUUGAGCAUCCAGAAAGUUCUACCCCUGCUCGUGUAAUCGCCAUAAUGUCUGUCAGCAUUAUUGUUAUAUCAAUCGUUACGUUUUGCUUAGAAACCUUACCGGAAUUCAAACGAUAUGAACUACUCAAUGAUACCAUUAUUGUAGAUGAUGCCAUGCCAAAAUUCGGCACGCCAUUUUUCAUCAUUGAAACCGGAUGCAUAAUAUGGUUUACUAUGGAAUUGUUAAUACGUUUCGCUUCCUGUCCUGUGAAAUUGGAUUUCUUUAAGGACAGUAUGAAUGCUAUAGAUAUCGUGUCGAUUAUACCUUACUUUAUUACUUUAGGGACUGUCAUUCAAAAUGAUACAAAUAGUCAAGACAAGCAAAACAUGUCACUGGCUAUUUUAAGGGUUAUCCGUCUUGUGAGAGUGUUCCGUAUCUUUAAACUGUCACGUCAUUCCAAAGGGCUUCAAAUCCUUGGUCAAACUUUGAAGGCCAGUUUACGAGAGUUAGGUUUACUGAUUUUCUUUCUUGUCAUUGGCGUUGUGUUGUUCUCCAGUGCGGUAUAUUUUGCCGAAGUGGACACCGAAGAGAGCCAUUUCAAAAGCAUUCCCGAUUCCUUUUGGUGGGCCGUCGUCACCAUGACAACCGUCGGUUAUGGUGACAUGUCGCCAAUAGGCGUGUAUGGUAAAUUAGUCGGAUCGCUCUGUGCUAUUGCUGGAGUGUUGACUAUUGCCCUGCCCGUUCCGGUCAUUGUGUCGAACUUUAAUUAUUUCUAUCACAGAGACACGGAAUCUACUGACGACAAAGAAAGGUACCACCAUGUAACGUCAGCGACGGGUUACUAUGAUGAAAAGAUAAGCUCUUAUACAUCGGAAGUUGAGUCUGAUAUAAUGGAGAUAGAUGAAGCAAGUAUGUACACGGAGAAAUGGAAAGAAGGGCAUAUUAGCAAUACGAAUAAUAUAGGGUUUAAUCAUAUCAAAAAUAAUCUAAGCAUGCAAACCGAUGUAUGAAAUAUGGAGUUUGCUGUUUAUAAGAAGAUAAAGAAGUAGAGGAUGAUGAUACUGAAGCAAAACAUGAAGAUGAACUAAAAUAGAAUCUUCUGAUGUCUGAAAGAAAGAAAAAAGAAAACUAUUUAGAAAAGAAAAACUAUUAUAUUAAGUUUAAGAAAAACUAUUUAUUAAUUAAAUGCAGUAACAUAAGGAAAACAGCCCUCAUUGUGAAUGACAAAAAUGAGUUAAAUUCAAUAAUUAAAUGGUGAUUAAAUAGAGGAAUCAAAGACAUAUUUGGAAAUUUAUUUACAGAAAACCUAAACCGAAACGAAAAUGAUUAAAAAAAAAAAUCAGUAGAACCACUUUUCAGGAGAACUUCUGUUGUUAUAGUUAUUACAAUUAUAAUAUAUCUUCCCUGUUGGUUCUGAUUGUGUGAAUCUUGCCAGAAGGAGUGACGUUGCCUUUCAUUCCUUCGGUGCGAUUCAAUGAAGAAUAAAAAACUGGAGCCGAUUCUAUUGACUAUAACCACCUCUUACAAGACAUUAUAUUGGCUUUUUGCCUAACAACAAAAUCGAUAUUAUUAAAAUUCUUCCUUCUUAAUGAUACCGAGAUCAAAUCCCGCCAGGGUCAACUUUGCCUUUCAUCCCUCAGGGGAUCGAUAAAUGAAGUACCAGUCAUACCAGUGGUACACUGGAGUUGUAAUCAACUUUACUCCCUUCCUACUACAGAAAUUGGCCUUGUGUGCCUACUCAAAACAGACUAUGAUUAUUAUUAUUAUAAUUAUUAUUAUUUGUAUGCCCAUUUUGCCUCCAGAGGUUAAUUUUGCCUUUCACCCCUCCAGAAGAAGGAGAAAUAGAAUUAGUACCAGUAAUAUACUGGAUUCAAUUUGGUCGACUUACCAUCUUUCUCCUUACAUCAAACUGGCCUUUUGCCUAAAACUAAAAAAAAAAUCAUUAUUAUUAUUAUUAUUACUAUUACUAUUAUUAAUUAUUCGACCAUGCUACCGGGGUCGAUUACUUUGCCUUCCAUCUUCCGGGGCUUUCGAUUAAAAACAUGUACCAGUAAUACACUUCAAUCAAUUAUAUCGCCGCUAUACUUAAACACUCUUUUAACCAAAAACAUUUAAAAAAUAAUAAAAAAAAUAAAUGCAAAAAAAAAAAAAACACAGAAGCAAAAUAAAAGAAAGAAAGAAAACUGGCCAUG
Octopus sinensis (East Asian common octopus) is the source of this 3366-nucleotide messenger RNA. Its product is annotated as potassium voltage-gated channel subfamily A member 1. Gene Ontology annotation, biological process: protein homooligomerization; potassium ion transmembrane transport. Gene Ontology annotation, cellular component: voltage-gated potassium channel complex; membrane. The record is from RefSeq and is a predicted model, not a curated record. The coding region runs from base 820 to 2184 and encodes 454 amino acids. Gene Ontology annotation, molecular function: delayed rectifier potassium channel activity; protein binding. The transcript is spliced from 3 exons. Lineage: Eukaryota; Metazoa; Mollusca; Cephalopoda; Octopoda; Octopodidae.